Molecule: messenger RNA, 255 nt
Organism: Bacidia gigantensis
Lineage: Eukaryota; Fungi; Ascomycota; Lecanoromycetes; Lecanorales; Ramalinaceae
Exons: 2
Coding region: 1-255 (84 amino acids)
Biological process (GO): mRNA splicing, via spliceosome
Cellular component (GO): U4/U6 x U5 tri-snRNP complex; precatalytic spliceosome; U6 snRNP
Molecular function (GO): RNA binding
Source: RefSeq, a predicted model, not a curated record
AUGUCACUGCAAGCUUACAUCAACCGCACUCUUCUCUCGUGCGAUCAAACGACCAAUCUGAUAUUGCAGCAUACCAUCGAGCGUGUCAUUAGACCUCAAGACGAUCUAGAAGAUAGUGAAGAGGUUGAUCAUGGGCUUUAUAUCAUUCGAGGGGAGAAUGUUGCGGUCUGUGGGUUAGUAAACGAAGAGCUAGAUGUCUCAAUCGACUGGAAGAAAGUCAGGGGAAACGUGAUUGGCGGUGUCAAGCAUCAGUAA